AGAAUUGCUUAAAAAAUUUAAUUGUUAAAUUAUACAUGUAAGCAAUAAGAAUAAUUAUACUUCUGUUUUAAAUAUAUUAUUACAUGAUGUUUAUGUAUAAUUUUAUAGAACUUUUAUUGUUGAUGUAACUCGUAGGUAUUUGAAAAAACGAUUACGAUAAGGUAAUAAUUUGAUUCAAAAUUUCAUUAUCGUCUAAAUUAAAAAAUAAAAAGUUGAUUGUAAAUUUUCAUGUGUAUGUUAUUACAAAUUUGUUUAAUAUAAUAUGCAUUUAAAUAUGUCUAUAAGUGAAAACAUUUGAAUAUUGUAUCAAAAAUCUUAAGUAAUUGUAUAAACGGAGUAUACUAUAUUUUGCAAUAUUUCAUUAGACAUUAAGGAAUUAUUGUAAAUCGUCAAUUUUUGUUCUAUUGGGAAUAGAUUUUAACGAUACAAAUGUGUGAUAAAAAAUCCUUGAUAUACCAAUUUUACCGUUUUGACGAAUCUUGAGAAAAGACACAGUUCAAAUGUUUUGUUCCGCCGCGCCGCUUGUAAUAACGGCGAAACAUAGAACUAAAAAUUAGGAAUGGAGCGAGACAGGGAAGAGUUCGAGAGUUGAUCGGUGUUCGUAAUCGUUCGUGUGAUACAGACGCCAUAAGUGAGAAGUAAAUUUUGUGUUUUAGUAUCAGAUUAUUAUUUAUUGCUAUGGAAAUAAGUUUCUGAGAACAAAUGAUGAACUCUACUUUAAAACCAGUAUUGCCUACAACUCAGACAACUUCACCAACUCCUAAUAAACCAAUGCACCCUCAAGGAGCUCCGGUAUCAUAUGGUCAGCCAUCAGGUCCAAUUCCCCAAAAUCCUUUUCCAAACACCAACGUGGCUCACAAUUCGGCAUCUCAACAAAACCAUUUUUCACUAAGUGGUAGUCCCCCUUUUAAUAUGGGCAGUAUUCCUGCUAGCAAUCAUCCUGUAGCUAUUAGCCAACCAUCAAGUGGUCAAGUUUAUAACCAACCCAAAAACGUGUCUUAUUCCAGUGGUUUUCAAAAUGCACAAAAUCAAAACACUUUACCUCCAGUCAGUCAGGCUUUGCCAGCAACUACUCCUCUGACAACUGCACCUAACCCCAUACAAAAUACAUCUGCAUCUAUUUCUAAUUCAACUACCCCAAGUACUGAAUCUUCAGAGGAAAAAUUACAACCAAAUGGGACAACACAAGAUGAUCCAGCACCAGAAGUUGAUAGACCUAAUAUUCAAGAGAACCAUGUUACUCCAGAAAUAGUUAGUACUGAAGAACCAAAACAAGAUACCGCGUCUCCAAGUCCGUCACAAGAAAAGACACCAGAAGAGCCUUCAUCAGAGCCAUUGAAUAAUAUUAAUGAUGUUGAUGCUGAAACAUCAAAGGAAUCUGACAAGGAACAUAAUUCAUUGGAACCUGCUCCAGUGCCUGAACCUAGUCCAAGUCCAGUACCAGUUUCAGCUUCAACAACCACAAUAGUUUCUGUCCCAAUAACUGCAGAUGUACCUGAAACCUCAUCAACGUCAGUUUCUGAGCCCGUUGAAUCGUCUACUCUAAAGGAAGACGAAACUGAAACAGUUCAAAAUGAUUCAGUUUCAUCCGAUGUGGAAACUUCGAAGGAAACAAUAGAGACUGAUCCAUUAGCAAUAGAAACUCCAUCAGACAUGAAGCUUCCACAUGACCAAGACAAAAAUGUUCUGCUUACAGAAAGUAAAGAUGAAGGAAGCGAAGAUGAAGAACAAUCUAGUGACGGUAUAAGUGACUCUGAAAAAUGUGAAAAAGAUGAAGAUCCAUUGAGAAAAACCCCUAAAAGAAAAACGAAAGCCUUACCGCAGGAGCAGAAAAUAGAAACUAAAUCUCCAAUGACCAAAACUCCCAGUAUAUCAGGACAAACAAAACGACAAAGAAUAAUGACUCAGCACUACCAAAGCCCCUUACCAGAAAUUGAAAUAAUAACAAAAAUUAGUUCGUCUACACCACGUACUAAAAAUAAUGACGAUAAGUUGAUUUAUUUCUACAAAAACGAAUUUUUGGCUGUAAGAAAUACAGAGGGUGGUUUUUAUUUGUGUCAAGCUGUACAAAAUAUUUAUAAAUCAUCAUCAAAAAUUAAAAUUCGUUGGCUUUCACAAGAUAAAAGUGAUAAGAGUGGAGAAAUCUACACCCCAGAUUUUUAUGACUUAACUGACUUUGACUGUAUUCUAACCAGUAUAGAUUUAACUAGAGUCGGUAAAGGAAGGUAUAAAUUGAAACCUAAGGAGAAAGAGAGAACAGAUAGUAUUUUAAAGAGAUGUUUAGCUGUUGAAAAAGGAGAAAUUUCUCAACCUUCAGUAUCCGAGGAACAUCCAGACGGUUUGGAUAUAUCUUUAUACAAAGAUGAAGAACAGUUAGUGAAAAAUAAAAAUCGUGGUACAAAACGUAAGAGUCAACCCAGAAUGGAGUCACCUAAAAAACAUGUUCCUAUCAAAAAAACUCCUGAAACUCCUAAAGUCAGAAAAGUAGAAACAAAACCAACUAAAAAUAGUGCAUCAACAAAAAAAGUUACACCCGCCAAAAAGUUAACAGCUCCAGAACCUAAAAAGACACCAACCAGAGGGAAGAGAAAAAGUGAUUCAAAAGCUAGUCCUGUUGUGGAUCCAAAAAAGGCUAAAGUGUUAGCCAGAAUUGGUAGGAAAACUGCAGUUACUGCUAGUAAUAGUAAGCCUCAAGCUGCUAAAAGUGGAAAAGUAUCAAAACCAACACCUUCUACUUCAAAAGUCACAAAAACAACACCAGCGAGCUCUAAAACACCACCAAGAAAAGCAGCCAAGAGGUCCUCAAGAAAGUAAAUAAAUUAUUUUUUCAGAUUUAUGUGUAUAUUUUUUUAUUUUUAUUUUAAAAUUAAUUUUUUAUGGAUUGAUUAACCUUAUAGAACAAGUAGAUGCAUAUCAUGAGGUUUUUUAAAAAUUUAUGAUAUGUGUUUUCAAUGAUGUUUUGAAUAAUGGACCUUUACAAAAAUAAUACUAAGAGUAUUGAUAGAAAAAUUAGUAUUUCAAUAAAAGGCCUUAUGAUCUUCCUUAACGAUUAGUUCAAAUUUUAAAUAAAACAUAUAAAAAGGCCCAUCUUUCAAAACGUUGCGAUGUUUAUAGUUACAUAUACUUAUACAUAUAAUGGCCAUUACACAGAGGGAAAUCUAUUUUGCGUUGUUUCAAAUGUAUAUUAGAUUCCUAAGUUUGUUUAUUUUUGGUGAUCUAUCAAUUUUCCAGUUGAUUAAUCUAGCGUCGUGAAAACCAUAUUAUUAUAUAUUACACAUUUAAAUAAUUGUAAUAGAAACCUACAAGAAGUUAUUUAUUUAUUAAAACAGAUAUUCAAGACAUCAACAUAAUAUAUUGCAAAUUUUAUUCAAUCUUUACAAUGUGGGAUGAGCCCAAAGGUUAUUUUGACAAAGAACUCACGUAUCAUUUUAUUCUUAAAAUAGUGAAAAAAAAAACAUCCAAACGUUAAUAUUGAAUAACUGCUCAAUCUUCAAGAUCCUUAGACAAACAACGAUAAUAAUUUUGAGACAUGUCAAAUUUCUAAAAAUUUCGUAGGAAGUCGUUUCUCAUAAUUUUUUUUAAUUCGAAGCGCAUGAGACAAAUUCUGUAACCAAAUAGACACGAUUUGGUUGUCUUUUCAGUCCAAAUGAUUCUAGCAAACUGUAGUCAUGCUCGAUGAAGUUUAAUUAUAGACACUCUGAGCCUCAAGUCGAACUCUACUCGUCAUACAAAAUAUUGGCAAAGUUGUAAGAAACACACACACGCCCAAGGCGUCCGAUUUCUUUCCGUCUCAUGAAUUCUCUUAUGCUCUAAAAGUCAAAAAUGGUGCAACUUGUGAGAAGUUUUCUACAAUCAACACAACAGCAGUAGCGCACGAGAAAUGAAUCUUGAAAAAAUAACUUCAUAUCAGGUGAAAAUAUUAAACGACAACAAAAUUCAAUCCUUAAAAGAAACUUGCAGUUUUAUCCAAGUUACAUGUUAAUUGUGCAUUGAAGAGUGGACGUAUAUAAAAUAUAACGCAAAUUCCUUGAAUUUGCAUAUUUUAACCAAAUUCCUUUGCUCUGAUCUCUAUUAUGUGAUCAUCAAAUCUUCUUAUUUCACAAACUAAAAAUGUCAUAGUUUACAGCUAGAUUUAGCACUGGAAAAAAAUUGAUAUGUCAAAUGAACGAGCACAUUUCUAUUUUGUGGGUAUAUUGUGUAAUAUAAAUUUUUAUAGUAAGUUCAAAUAUAUAUUUUCAAUUUAGUAGAUAUUCCACAGUUGCAUAAAGAUUUAAAGUGGAGUGGGAAUAUUUCAUAUUCUGGGAUUUUUUUUGUAAACCCGAACUUGGUGUAAAAAUGAUAUUACACUUACAUCAAAUAUACAAGGUGGUUCAUAAUUACAAACUAAAGUCGAUAGUAUGUCAAAAAAUAUGGGUACUGCUUCAAAUACAAUAUUAAAAUUUAUUAAUAAGGAAGAUUGAAACCUUCAAAGGGGUGAAUUGAGAAUUUUUCUUUUUGAAAUAGCAGUCAUAUGGUUUUGAUUUGGGAAUUUCUAUUUUAGUAGUGAUGGAUUUGGAUGGUUUUCUAAAUUUUUUUUAUUUAAAAAAAUUUCUAUACAAAGAAGGUGCGCUUGUUUAAACUAUUUGUAUUCACAUAGUGGUGAGUGAUUAUACUCAUAAUCAUUCACAAAUUAUGAAUUCCAAAGUUAAACCCGUUUGGCAAAUAGGAGAUAGAAAAAAUAUUUUCCAUCCGCGUAGGGAUGCAUAGAAUAAAGAAUAUCAAAAGAAGUACCAUUAUUUUUGAAUGUACUAUUAGCUAUUAGAAAUUCUUGUACAUAAUUCUCCUUGUAUAUUUUGUUAGUUUUUUUUUUAUUUUGUAUUUUUAGUUGCAAAUGAUACAAAACGAAGUAAUUCUAAAUGAGAUGCAAAGAGUACAUAUUUAAUAUUUUAGGUUUAUAUCAUAUUUAUUUUUGAAUAUUGACAAUUUCAUUGAAAUGUUUAUUAAGUUGUUAGUACUUUUUAAAUAUCGAAUUGAAUUUGUUAUUAUUGACUGUACUACUGAUGGAAAGUUGGAAAUAUAAAUAAAUGUGACUUUGUCUUGUGUGCAUUUGUUAUUGCUUACAGAAAGGUAUUGGAAAUAUAAAUUUUUGAUAGGUUUUUCUAAAAUUAGAAAACAUUUUUCUGGCAUUUUGUUUUUCAAAAUAACAUUGAAACUUCAAAUCUUUAUUGAGUUCAAAAGGCUAUUUUUAUAAUAAACAUAUAUAAUACAAAUUUAAAUAUCAAUCUUAUUUAUAUUGAACAUAAUUUUGAUAGAAUUUCCACGCAUUAUACACCCACAUUUUAAUAAUUUAUAUUUGUUCACUGAUGUAAUAUAUUUAUUGUGUGAUGUAUUUAUGUAUUGUAUUGAUACAUUGAUACACAAUCUGACAAGCAUUUUGUUAUUGAAAAGUGUUUAUCAAACAAAAACUGUAGAUUUUCGUUCUGUGCUCAGUACUUUAGCCUCACUUUUUUUCUUACUGAAAUAUUCAAAUUUUUGUAGUAGUUAUAACGUUUGUACAAAGACCAUUUCCCUCGCUCGGUUUUUAAUUUUUAUUGGAAUUUUGGAUUUGAUAGCGAACAUGUAUGUUGCAAUAAAUUUAUUUUAAAUACGAAAAAGCCAAAUUUUAUUUGAGUUAAAAAACAAGGUAGAACUGACUAAUCCUGUACAUAGACCACCAUGAAUUUGUUGCUUUGCGGUCAUUUUUGCAGUAAUUUUUUGCUUAGAAACAGGUUUCAUGCUAAAAAAUGCUGCAUCUCACAUAUAUUUUGAGAAUAUGCAUAUCGGCGAUUGCGAAUUCGGGUAAAUAUCUAGAUUAGGUUAUACCCCUCCGAUUUCGUUAAAAUUUUGGUAUGUUAUAAGGAAAAUUAUGCUGAACAAAUAUAUUACGAAAACCAAUAUAUUGGAGCUUGCAUCAAAUUUGGGAAAGUGAGAAUUCUUCAUUAAACUAUAAAUCCAAGCUUUUGGGAAGUGUGUAACUACAAUAUAAGUGGAGAAGCAAAUGAAAAUUCAAACCACGUAUAUAGCAUGUGUGUCAAAUAUAUAUUUUGAUGUUGACUAACGUUCAAUUUGAAGAUGAAUUCUAGGGUGUUAUCUUAACGAAGUAAGCCUUAGUAGAUAAUUAAGGAGUUACGGUUCAGAUUGAAUAUAUAUGUUGUUAUUAAAAUUAGGUUAAAAAUUAUAUAAAUAUUGAAAAAUACUUAUUUAAAAUUGAUUUAACUAUCCAAUAAUGCACAUAUUUUCAUAAAAUGCCAAGUGAUGUCAAGUGUCAUAUUGAGUUCUUAUCUGAAAAAAACUAUUGACUAAACUUUUAUACUUGAAACCUGAUUUUGCGCAAAAAAUUACCUCCAAAAUGACUUUCAACAGAAUUACUACAGAUUUUUUCGAUGAAUCUGACUAAUUAUUGGAUCAGUGGUAAUUACAGCCGUAAUAAACUACUGUUCAAUUAUGCAUUUUAAACAAACUUUGAUUGGAUUCCAGAAUCAAUUUAAUCUCAUAUAUAGGUACUAAAACAGGCUUCAUACUUUGUGAAAAGUAGACAAAAAUUUAUGUAUUAAAAAUUUUCUCUAAAAAUAUCUACAUGGUAUAAAUCUAGCCUAACCCAGGUAUUCGUUAAAAUUAUUUAUAUAUAAAAAGACUAAUAAUGCAAUCAGUAAUUUUUGAGAAGUUAAUCACUAACAAAGUCAACCGUUGGAGUUCUUGAAAAGACUUACAUCAUUUUUUUAUCCUUUUAUCCUAAACAAACAACUUCACAAAAAGUAGAUACAUUUUACACAUCGAGAGUUCUCCAUGACCAUCAAGCUGAACAGCAAAACUUAAUUUUUUUUAAUUUGAUUCCAUGUGGAUAUUCGAUAUUUUGAUUGUCUUAACUAUUUAUCCAGUGAAAUUGUCAAUAAAAUACGUAUAUAUGUAUUUUUACGGGGUGGAAGAGGGAAUAUUUCAUUAGAACAUCUGAAACCCCUUCAUUUCGCAUUAGUAUUAUUAUUUUUUUUUUCGAUAAGUACUCAUUUUUUCAAAUGUACAUUAAACUACACGUAGGACAAAAUGUAAAGUACGUAUAAAUAUGAAUAGAUUGAAACUAUCAACAAAAAUUGUUUUAAUAUUACUAUUAUUGAAGUCCAGGUACCAGAAAAUUUUUAGAUAUAUCAGCUGAUAUCUCGAUAUAUUUCUAUAAAGAUCUAUCAAAUUUUUCUAUUCUUGAAACGAACUGAUGUACAGUAUGUCAUAGAAUGUCGUAUACAAUAUUUAUUCUUGGGAAGCUUCCCUGUUAUCAAUUUUGGGCAAAAAUUUAUAAAUGUCAUAGAAAUAUCUACAUAGCCUAAAAGUUAUGAUGUAAACGAGGUAUGUCAAAAAAAGUACCGAUUUUGAACCAGAUAUAUUGACUAUGGGAAAAUUUUAGUUUAUGAAACUUUGUUAUUACCUAAAUGAAUAAAAUAUUUAGAUCACUAAUAUAUAAAUAACAAAUUGCUGUGUCCGGAAAUUAUAUUAAUUAUAUGCAACUGAUAAUUUUUAUCAACAAGUAAAAUUUUAAUACUAAAAAGCCUCAAAAUUGCUUCAGAAACAGGUGAUUGUUCUUUGGUUACAUUCUAUCAAAACAUUUCUAACCAUACCUGGAGUUUUAGCUCCACAUACUUCUUUAAUUAUUCUUUUAAAAUGAUAACAGAUGUUAUGUAAAGGCAUGUUUAAAUAGCACCACAGGAAAAGUUUUGAAUAGUUUUGCUACAGUGAAAUGGUACUCUAUCUUGUUAGUACCAAUUGUUUUCUCUUUCAUUUAAAAGUAGUUCAUAAGGUAAUCGAUUAUUCGAAUAUUUCUUGAAAUUCUCCUCCAGGUUGUUCCAAAAAAAUUUGGUCCAACAAUUCUGUCCACCCUAUAGUAAAUAUUAAUUUUAAAUCAAUAUUGAUAGCUGGUUUCAACAUGAAAAUUUGGAAUAACAUCUCAACACCAUCGACUAUUUUGCGCCAUUAAAUGUAAAAGUAGUUUUGACAGAAAAUUAUUUGUUGUUUAGUAAAUCUGUAAUCUUUGAAUUCUUAUAAAGCUUAAAUUUACAUGUUUCGAUUUGUGUAUAAAUUGGGGUUUAUAUGGUUUUAAUUUGACUUUAAAAUUGCAAUUGUACUUCGACUUGUGUUCAUUAAAUUUAUUAAUUUUUUGAAGUAAAUAUUUCGGAUUUUCCACUAGAGGGUGGAAAUAUAUAUAUAUAUAUAUAUAUAUAUAUAUAUAUAUAUAUAUAUAUAUUUGCGACCCAAAGGAUCUAUUGUGUCCCCGUUUCUUGCUGCGAUACUGGAGAACCCUGUGUUUACAGCUGAUUCAUUAUUAAAAGUCCAGAAUUUGGAAUGGUUUUAAUUCUUAGUCUUUUAUUUCAUACGUACCCAGAUAAAGUGCUUUAGAGUUCAUUAGUGUUUCAUUAGCGUUUCUUGCUGCGAUACUGGAGAACCCUGUGUUUACAGCUGAUUCAUUAUUAAAAGUCCAGAAUUUGGAAUGGUUUUAAUUCUUAGUCUUUUAUUUCAUACGUACCCAGAUAAAGUGCUUUAGAGUUCAUUAGUGUUUCACAUUUCGAGAGAAUGUGAAUAGAACUUUCGUCCUCUUCUUCUUCUCAUUGAAGGUUGGCGACCACGUUUUUAAAUGCGUCUCUGUCCCUCGCAACAUGAAACAAUUCUCCGGCUCUGAGAUUUGUCUAUUCUCUUAUGUUACGGAGCCAGGAUUUCUUCUUCCUGUCGAGGCCUUUCUUUCCCUCUACUUUGCCCCUAUCAUGUUCUGUAGCAGUAGGCAUUUGUCGUUGCGUAAGAUGUGUCCUAUGUAAGAUAUUUUUCUUAUCUUAAUAAUUGUCAACAGCUUUCUUUUACAAAUAAUGCGUCUUAGUAUUUCGUCCUCUGUGCAACUAAAUCUGCACUCCUCAUUAUCUGCUAGGUCUAGCGUCUUCAGGUAUUUGUUGGCAAUGCUCCGAUAUGACUUCUUUUAAUAUUCGUAGAUUGUUAUUACUCAGGUUGAUACAUUCAGCAGACCUACUCUGAUUAUAGUUUCCCAAAGGAGCCUUUGCCUGUCUCAGCUCCUGUAGGUUGUUCCAAUAAUUGUUUUUGCUCCUAUCUACUUUCUUUUCUAGUGUUUUUUCCAUUGUUCUGUAGCUGAUACCACAGAAAGGUUCGGGUCCCACGAAGGGCUUGUCUGCCCCUGCUUUAACGAGCUUAUCAGCUAUUUCAUUUCUCUUCGCUUUGGUGUGUCCCAGAAUCCAUUGUAGGGUAAUUUUAUUUUUGAACUGAACUGAACACAUUUUUCAAUUGCAUAGAUUUCUGUUGGAAAAAAUUGCUUGUUGCGAGGCCCAGGCAUUCAGAGUGAUUGGUUCUGGGCCAAUACACUCCUAUUCCAGUUCCGUCUGCUAUUUUUGAUCCGUCCUUAUAUCAUUUAAUGGCAUUUCUCUUCAUUUCUUGUUUUGAUCUCAGUUGCUUUUACAGUUUAUUAUUGAGGUGACGUUUUUCUCAAAGCUAAACUUUUUCGAUGCAAUGUUCUGAGACAUGUCCCAUGGUUAAUCAUUAUUUAGUAACGGGUUUUCUUUGAUGAUUCCGUCUCUGAACAUUCUAAGUGAUGUUUUUUCUUACUGACAGUACUAUGUGAAGAGGUGGGAGAUUUAGAAUCACUUCUAGUGCAGCUGUUGGGCAAGAUUUCAUGGCCCCAGUUGCAAAUAAGCAAGCUAGUCUUUGUGCCUUUAAGAGAUUGUUCAUCGUGGUAUUUAGACUUGUUCUAGUACUCCAAACCACUGCCCCAUAUGUGAUAAUUGGUCUCACAAUUGCCAUGUACAUCCACUUUAGGGUCUUUGGGCUACAACCCCAAUUCCUCUCUACAAAGUUUUUGCACACAAUCAGAACUUUUGUUGCUUUGGUAAUUAUCUCGUUUUCAUGUUUGUUACAAAGAAGUUUACUAUCUAGUGUGAGUCCCAGAUAUUUCUCCUCGAUUACUUGCCCGUAUAGCUUAAUGGGCUUGAGGUUGAGUUUUUUCUUCCUGCUUCCGAAAUUUAUCAAUUGUUCUGUAUUGAUAAAUAACUUUUAAAAAUUGUAAAUCUAAAUUUGGAGAUAAUGCUGCACGAGGCCCCGCACAACAAAAAGGCACAUAGAUAAAAACUAGAAAUAAACAAAUAUAGAAUUACGUAAAUAUACGGCCUAUUGGAGUUACUCCAUAAUUGUAUUGCAAACAAAAAGCUAUAUUAAAUAAAGAAUAGGAAAAUUAAGAAUUUAACUAUGGAUACAACUUUAUCGUUUAAUAACUUUUAAAGGGUAAAUUUUAUCGGAAAAAGCAUUCAGAUAUUUUUUGUAGUGUUAAAUUUUCUACUAGAAAUAAUUCCAAGUAUUUUUAGCUACAUUUGUCUCAGUGGUCAAAAAUUAACUGUAAAAUAUCCCUUGUUUUUUAAAUGAGAAAUAUAUAAAGAUUUAGGUUAAUGUGAAUAUUAAGGACUGGUUUGGGUCUGAUUUUUUUUAGGUCAUAACCUAAAAAUUUGAGGGACGUUUGCAGAACAAAAUCCAAAUUGGGAAAUAACGUUUACCUUACAGUACUACAUUUUAAAUACCUUCAUCUAACUAAAAGUUGCAGUGUACUUUACACGUAUAAGUCUCAUAAAAGUAAAAGGGCGCCUUAAGAGAAACUGCGUAAGUAAACAAAAAUUCGAAUUUUCUUAUAAAACCAUUCAAGUGCUACCGAUUUGAUCUGAUACAGGUCUGUAGUGAAAAUUUAUUUUACAAGUGAAAAUACAGAAUUGCCAUUAAAAUAUAAAUAAGUUUAUGGGGAGACUUCAGCGUUAAAAAAACUGAUGGGUAGUUAAUUGUGCCUUGUUGUUUGUUUCCACUUUACUUUCUUAAAGUACGUUGCGUUGCAAAUAAAACUUAUCUAUAAAACAUGGUAUUGGAAAUUAGUCAUUAUUUUUCACAUUUACUUUCAAAUGUAUAAUUUUUGUUAUCAAGCUAUGUAUACAUGAAUGCCAUUUAUAAAGUACAAAAUGUUAAUAACAUACAAUACUUACUACGCUAAGAGCAGAGUAUUUUUUUGUUUCAUGGCAGUACUUUUAUGUAAUAUGACUAAUUUCUAUGAGUAGAAAAGCAGAAACUCUGAUGUUACAUUAACAUCGAUGUUCUUAGAGCUCAUUAAAUAAAUUGGGAAAAAGGCUGGUAUACCUAAAAAUGGUAACAUAACAAUUAUUUGGCACCUAGACUUUUACAAAAAAAGAAGAUAAAGAGUUAUAUUGACCAAAAUAUAUAUUUCUUAAUAUUGAGAAAGUGAUUGAUGAGUAGGAGAUUCGUUUUUUAAUUUUGAAGUACAAAAUAGUGUACGUGUUGUGCUUUAAAGAAGAAACGAGUUAGUUAGAAGUCAUGUCGAAUGAAUGUUGUGUAGUCUUUGUCGAAUUUUGAUCUGAAACGUUAGAUUCUGGAAAUAUUAUUUAUAAUAUGAAUGGUUUUUGAAUAAAAUCUGAAAAGUC
Molecule: messenger RNA, 11471 nt
Organism: Diorhabda carinulata
Lineage: Eukaryota; Metazoa; Arthropoda; Insecta; Coleoptera; Chrysomelidae
Product: mucin-2-like
Exons: 8
Coding region: 703-2814 (703 amino acids)
Source: RefSeq, a predicted model, not a curated record